Molecule: messenger RNA, 1602 nt
Organism: Pungitius pungitius (ninespine stickleback)
Lineage: Eukaryota; Metazoa; Chordata; Actinopteri; Perciformes; Gasterosteidae
Gene: cdc42se1
Product: CDC42 small effector 1
Exons: 5
Coding region: 245-559 (104 amino acids)
Biological process (GO): regulation of Rho protein signal transduction
Cellular component (GO): plasma membrane
Molecular function (GO): small GTPase binding
Source: RefSeq, a predicted model, not a curated record
CCCCAACCAGAGGGGGGGGGGGGGCACAGACUUUGGAUCACAGCUGGUUCUGGGCUCAGUCUGUAGCUUCCAGCUCGACACUCGCCUCCUGUCUCCUCCAGAUAAAUCAUAAGAAGUCAUCACAGUUUGGAUAAUAAAACUAUUUUUUCAACACCGGACUUUAACGUAUUUUGGACUUCUGCCAUUUUUGUUGUUUUUUGAGUCCAUAACUGGACUCGUCUGAGGCAGAAACACUUCUGUCUGAAUGCCCCAGGAUUACCCACUGGUCGCAGUCCCCCCCCCGGCCUGCAGGGCGGCAGCAGAGAGCGGCGGCUGGCCGCAGAGCCGCAGCAUGAGCGACUUCUGGCACAAGAUGGGCUGCUGCGUGGUGGCCAAGCCGCCGCCGAAGAAGAGGAGGAGGAAGAUUGAUCGCAAUAUGAUCGGAGAGCCAACAAACUUCAUCCACCUCACACACAUCGGCUCUGGAGAGAUGGCAGAGGGACUUCAGCCGUCGGGGCCUGUACAGCAACAGAUGAGGUCAAAAGGCCAGAGUAUGAACGCCAGUAACAGCCUGUUAUAGCCGUAACGAGUGUUUUAACUGGACAGGCUGAGCGAUGACCUCUGACCCCCCUGCGACUCCCAUCCUGGUCUGCCGAUGUUCCCUCGAGCAGAGUGCUUCUUCUCUGAGGAGGACACUGGAAAAUCAGUAUUAAUUCAACCCGAUCGAUGACAUCAUAGGACUGUAAACUCCCAGGAUGCCUCACUCUGCACAGGAGGGAAACGUGUGUGUGUGUGUGUGUGUGACAGCUCAAUCUCCUGUUUCAGAGUCCUUGUGAUGGUCAAGCUGUGGCUCUGGUCCCUGAAUCGGGUCCUCAGCUGCACCAACCUUUAGUAUUUGGCUGAACUUUGAGACAUUUUCAAGACUUUAGUUCUGAUAAUUUCUUGUUGGACGAUUAAAUGUCUGACUUUUGUAAACCGAUGUAUAUUUUUUGCUGUAUUUUGGUGCUUUGCUUCUUGAUGUCUCUGGACAUGUGACACAUAAGACGCUCAUGGGAAAGUUCUGGAUGGUUCAUAUUCCAUAGAAAGUUUAUUGUUGUUUAUUAUGAAGACAUUUCCCCCAAACUCAACAUUCUCUGUAUUAAAACACAUUUUAUCUCUGCACCCAACCGUCCUAACACAUUCAUGUCUGAAUAUUUCAGUUUUAAAUUUGCGGUUUAACGAUAUAAAAUCUUGUUUAAUUUAUUUUGUUGCUUUGGUUUAAGGGAUAAUUAAAACUCCAACUUGUCUAAGUAUUGAUUAAUUAUUGUUAUCUUUAGGUAGAAAAGAAUCCAUCCACUACAGCAAUAGAUUUUUCUUUCAUUUACAUUUGGUAGGUGCAAACAUGUGAUCUUAUGCACCUUCAUCUUUACAACUUGUUUGUGAUUAUAUUUGUUAUUCUUUGGAUAUAUUUCUUUUCCUCUGCUCAUCCGCUGCGUUCAUGGACUCUUCGCGUUGUGGGUGUUUUCUAAACUCUGAAAGAGCUUCAUCGCUGAUCACACGUCACGUGACUCCACCCCCCCAGCUCUCUCUGCUGCUUCUGUAUCUAUCGAAGAUGUUGAUUUAUUAAAAUGUUUUUGUAUUAUU